Messenger RNA from Seriola aureovittata, 3503 nucleotides. It is a transcript of the gene atg4da, whose product is annotated as autophagy related 4D, cysteine peptidase a. Bases 424 to 1923 code for a protein of 499 amino acids. The transcript has 11 exons. NCBI's taxonomy places the organism in Eukaryota, Metazoa, Chordata, Actinopteri, Carangiformes, Carangidae. The record is from RefSeq and is a predicted model, not a curated record. Gene Ontology annotation, molecular function: protein-phosphatidylethanolamide deconjugating activity.
CAGUGUCCUCUGUUGUUGAAGGGAGACGCCAAAGCGGCGGCUGCUAGACAGGGGGAACAAACCCGCAGUGUGCUGGAUGAAUUUCACAGCCGUGCGGAAAAAUUGGCUUGUCUGGCAACUGGAGGGACGCUUACUACACUAACAUAAGCUGCAUUUGGAUGAAAAGUCGUGAAGAUAUUCGGUCGGGGCGUCUUGAAUGCUAGCAAGCUGGCGCCGGGGCUAGCGCUUACAAAACGCUAAAGUUAAGCUAAGCUAAUAGUGGACUAAAUUUACCUGAGAAGACUGCGAUCCUGGGCGAGGAAAGAAGAGAAAACGCCGAAAUGAGUCAAACUUCUACAAGGUUCCGAGCAGCUUAACCGGAUUUUACAGCAGUUCUGUGUUGCAAUGAGGAGCCCCAGAGUCCAGCUCUGAGUGCUCAGAGGCAUGAACUCAGUUUCCCCCAGCGCAGCACAGUACAUAGGGGGAGUGAUGCAGGAUGAGCUGAUGGAGAAUAGGAGGCAGCAGCCCAUGGAGCGGCAGGGCAGUUUUGGUCUCAGGCUGCCUCAGACUCCAGAUCCCAGCAGAGAGGCAGCUGGAGAGCCUGAUGAGAUGGACAAACUGAAAGCCAAACUGAUGUCAGCAUGGAACAACGUCAAAUAUGGUUGGACUGUUAAAUCCAAAACUUCCUUCAACAAGAUUUCACCAGUCACUGUCCUGGGACACUCUUAUCUGCUCAACAGUGAGGAUGAGGUGGAGCGGUUUCGCUUGGCUUUUGUUUCCAGGGUAUGGCUCACAUACAGGAGGGAGUUCCCUCAGCUGGAGGGCUCCACCUGGACCACAGACUGUGGUUGGGGCUGCAUGCUGCGCAGUGGCCAGAUGCUGCUGGCACAGGGACUCCUGGUUCAUUUGAUGCCAAGAGAUUGGGCUUGGCCAGAUGCUCAGCAGCUAACCGAUGUGGACUUUGAGGUAUUCAGACCACGUUCCCCAGCUCGGGCUGGUGGCGUCCCCAUACCUUCUUUUGGCUCUCCUCGAGGAUCUAACACCCCUGAAAAGUCUCUGCCAAGCGACCAGGUGCCCAAAUGCAGCCAGAAGAAGAGACCUGAGUGUGCUAGGGACAGACAAGCAGAGCCCGUCCACCACAAGUUGGUGACGUGGUUCGGGGAUCAGCCCCCGGCACCUUUUGGAGUUCACCAGCUGGUGGAAAUAGGCAAAAGUUCAGGGAAGAAGGCUGGUGACUGGUACGGCCCUUCUGUAGUGGCACACAUACUACGGAAAGCAGUAGCCAAAACCGCUGUUGUUCACAACCUGGCUGUGUAUGUGGCUCAAGAUUGUACAGUAUACAAAGAGGAUGUGUUGCAUCUAUGUGAUCUGUCACUAAGCCAGACUCCUCCUGAUCCGUCCAGCCAAGCCUGGAAGUCUGUCAUCAUACUGGUGCCUGUCCGACUGGGAGGGGAGGCCCUCAACCCAUCUUACAUUGAAUGUGUCAAGAACAUCCUAAAGCUGGAGUGUUGUAUUGGAAUCAUCGGAGGAAAACCGAAGCAUUCACUCUACUUCAUUGGCUUCCAAGACGAGCAGCUGCUGUAUCUGGAUCCUCACUACUGCCAACCUGUGGUGGAUGUAACACAAGUCAACUUCUCACUGGAGUCCUUCCACUGUACCUCUCCCAAAAAGAUGCCCUUCAACCGCAUGGAUCCCAGCUGUACCAUCGGCUUUUAUGCCAAGAACAAGAAGGACUUCGAGUCUCUGUGUUCUGCUGUUAGUGUGGCCCUGUCAUCAUCCAAGGAGAAGUAUCCUAUCUUUACCUUUGUAGAGGGCCAGAGUCAGGACUAUGGACUUGAGGGUCACAGCAGCAAUCACAGUGGAUCUGCAGCCCACAUCCUGCCCCCGGGAAAACUGGGCAGGAGUAACAACAGAAGAAACAGUGAUGAGUUUGUGUUCCUUUAAAUCUCAGGGGGAUGCUCUCCCAGCUCUCACCUGUAGAGGGCAGAAAGGGAACGGUUUGUUUCCUUUCAAAUGGAAGAACUCAUCUGUUGCAGCUGCAAGGUGGACAUGAUGCUUUUGUGCUUUAUCAGCCUCACUGGUGAACAGAAAUAAAAAAAAAAACUGUGUGGUUCCUGUCAUCACCUCUCUGUGGAUGAGUAUUAUAAGCUAUUAGGGCAUUAGGGUUGGGUCCUGACUGGAGCAUAACUUUACUGGGCAAAGGCACGAUUUUAAAAUGGAUCAUGGUUAGAAAUGUUUCAUUUAGUAUUCAUGAUUCACUUUAUCACACACCCAAAAGGAAAAAAAACCCUUGGACAUGUUGGAGCAAAAUCAAGCGCUUUAAAGUCCUCAACUCAGUUACCACUCAACUACUGUGUUUUCUUUGGUCUUAACUGGACACACUGGAGGUGAUGUGUGGUCGACAUAAUAUGUAAUGAGCUCACUGGUCAGGUGAGCGGCUGCCUGACAUUGUUCUUGACUUGUAUUAUAUACCAGCUGCUGUACAUCUCCUUUUUUCCCCCCCUUAUUUAUCAGGUUUCUGAAUGUGAUUGUGUGUGUUUGCGUGUGAGUGAGUGUUUGGGUUAGUGUAGUUUAUUCGUUUUGUCUUUAAUCAGCGUCCUGAUGUAUUUAAGAGUCACAUUGCAACUCGCAGAGGUUUCAGAUUCUUCCAAGAGCAUCUUCUUUCUUCACUUGUAUUUUCAGUUGCAGCUCUUGAUUCAUGUCGCGUUACAUUUCGUGCAGUCUCUCAGAGUUGUCCCCCACAGUCCUGCUCGCCAUAUCUGUGUUGCUUGCUUCAUUGCUAGUUACUUUGUUAGCCCGAGGCAGUGUCUAAAACAGUGUGUUGAUUUUCUGAUCGGGGUGUUUAUCAUUCAUGAGUUUUUUUUUUUACUCAUGAGUUCUUCUCUUGGGCAAUUUUGUGAAUAUAAAAUGAUAAAUUUGGCGAAUACUGCUUAACAAACACAUUUGAGCGUCUCUGCGUCUUCAGCAAGCAACUGCUCCUCAUCACAUCAUCACUGGACUUCCACCUUUCAAGAGCAGCUGUAAAUUCAUUCUACUGUUGCAGACUGGCUGAAUAUCACACAGAUGACCCUAGGGUCUUGAUCCCAAACCCUUCCAAAUUUUUGGCUCCCUAUUAUUCAUCAUUAAGAUUAUGAAACUCUCAGAAAUCUGUUUAAAUGUUUCGUUUGCUUGAAGAGUUGUGUCAUCUUCCAGAUAGGGGGUUGAAGACAAAUGGUCUCUUCAGUCGGAAAUGGAUGCGGAUCUUUAACUGUCAAAUUGUGGCUUGUCACAUGAAGCCAGAUUACGGAGUUAUCUGGAUUAAUUUGCAAAGCAAAACCCCAAGCAGCUAUUUUUAUCUAAGCACAGGUUCUGGGUCUACCUUGGCCUGCACAAGCUGAAUGGAGAUUUUGCCUGGAUCUUCAAGCUUCUGUUGCAAUGUCACUUGUGUUUUGUUUGUCCCUUUUUUACGUGAAGGCUACUACUGCAAGUUGCACUACUGUCAUUUGGUUUGUUGUCCUGAAUAAACUUCAAACACUGGAAUCACA